This is a messenger RNA of Suncus etruscus (white-toothed pygmy shrew), 670 nucleotides long. RefSeq names its product golgi transport 1A (gene GOLT1A). NCBI's taxonomy places the organism in Eukaryota, Metazoa, Chordata, Mammalia, Eulipotyphla, Soricidae. Gene Ontology annotation, cellular component: membrane; endoplasmic reticulum. Gene Ontology annotation, biological process: retrograde transport, endosome to Golgi; endoplasmic reticulum to Golgi vesicle-mediated transport. The transcript is spliced from 5 exons. The record is from RefSeq and is a predicted model, not a curated record. The coding region runs from base 73 to 474 and encodes 133 amino acids.
CAUGUUGGAGCUGAGCUCUCUGCUGCGUGCGUCUUGGCAGCUUCCACCAGGAAGGGCCCCCUCCCCUACGGCAUGAUCACCAUCACAGAACUGCAGAAGAUUGGUGUGGGCACCGCUGGCUUCGGCCUCUUCUUCAUCCUCCUGGGAAUACUCCUAUACUUUGACUCUGUGCUUCUUGCCUUCGGAAACCUGUUGUUCCUGGCCGGCCUCUCCCUCAUCAUCGGCCUGAGGAAGACUUGCUUUUUCUUCUUCCAGUGGCACAAGCUCAAGGCCACCAGCUUCUUCCUGGGGGGUGUGGCCAUGGUGCUUCUACGCUGGCCCCUCCUGGGCAUGAUCCUAGAAGCAUAUGGAUUCAUCAAUCUCUUCAAGGGCUUUUUCCCUGUGGCCUUCGGCUUCCUGGGCAAUGCCUUUGACAUCCCCUACCUGAGUGCGCUGUUCCGGAGGCUCCAGGGCGGCAGCAGUUCCAUGGUCUGAAGAGCAAAGAUGAACCAGCUCCUUGAAUUGGGUCCUCACUGAGGGGCCGGGGGGAAGGGCGCCUCUGCACUGACUCAUCCCUUUCCUCUGAAAUAGCUGUUGCCUAGAGAUGGAAGGACAGAAUCAAGGGACUCAUGGCGCUCCCUCUGCUCCCUCCCAAUCAACCCUUGAGGCUGCCUGGACUGUGGGAAGCGGA